AUGGCCUCAGAAGGGCAAAGUGAAGAUGCAGAGCAUCUAUCUGAGCCUCCUGCAGCUGCUGCUCAGAGUAACAGAACAUUUCAGUGGGGAGCCAUACUUGCUGCAGUGAAAGACCAGCUCCCAUCUCUGGACUCUGACACCUCCACAUCUGAUUGUGAGAGUGAUGGGGAGCUUUUCAUCUUCCAGAGGGAACACCCAAACUUAAUUCCUGACCUGUCAGAAGAACUGAUGGAGUUUUCCCUGGAAGACUCAAACUUGCAGGAAACAGAAAGACACCCGUGGGAAACCUGGAAUGGAAAUCUGGGGAGUUCUGGCUUUCAGAAAAAAACAGAUGGUGCCCAAGUCAUUGCAGAUGAAGGUGUGCAAUUGAUUAAAGAUGAGACUUCCAAUCUAGCCUGCCAGACUGAAGACAUUCUAAGCCAAAAAGGAGCUGUUCUUGAAGAGUCUCUUGCAGAUUCUGCAGAUCACCUUAAAGAGAAAGAACUGGGUGGGAGACAGGAAAGAGGGAACUCCUGUCUUAAUACAGCGUUAGCUGUGGAAGUGCUGGGCAGUCACAAAGAGAGGAGAAAACUCAUAGAGACAAAGAUACUUACCAAAAUAUUUCUGAAACCAUCACCCAGCAAUACAGAGACAGAUAUCAAGCCUCCCUCACAUGGCAUUAGCAACAGUCUGGAAAGAGUUGCUGAGGAAGAAAGCUCCUCAGAUGAUCAUCCUCUGAAACUGACCCAGAAUGUGGAGAAAUGGGAUCUAGGCCAGAGUCCCGAGGGGCUGGAGCAGCAGCAGUGUAGCACUCGUGCAGAAGUUACUUUCUUCUCAGCAGAUCAUGAGACCUUCAGGAGUAGGUCUGAAAAUCAGCUCAUGGAGAAGCUAGAAGAGCUGUAUGCCAGGCAGUCCAGAACAGUGUCUUCACACUGCAGGUGGCCACCAGCCAAGCUCUCCUCCUUUCAAGAACAGCAGGAGAAUAAGGAUGUUGCCUUGCUGUCGUCUUCACAAAGUUCUCUAAGGACAGACAUGAUGAGAUUACAGUUCCUGUCAGAGCCUGUAACUGUGUACAUAGAUUUAAGAGAUGCCAGACCACAGAAGUCAUUCACAUUCCCUGAUGAGAAACAAAGUGCAAGUGACAGCUCUGAUGAAGAAGAGACUAUGCCAAUUAAGGAUGAAGCAGAAAGGAGAAUCAGGAGGAAUUGCUCAGGGAAAAGCCUGCUACUGCAACAACUCCGUAGGGCCCAUAAAGAAGCCUCACAGCUUCUUCCUAACAUGUCUACCCUAGCUGAAAAGCUUGAAGACACAAAAGAGGAUCCAGAAAGUCUGGAAAAGACAGAUUCAUCUAAAAUAAAUGAAACCCAGCAUUUAAAAGUGGAACAAGAGACAAAUAACAUGAUUGCCAGGAAACUGAUGAGAAUGAAACUGGAGCAAAUAAAUGCCCCCAUGUCAAACUGUGGGGGCAACAGAGCUGACCUAGAAAGAGAAGAGGAAAUGGAAGCUGAGAAGGUUCAACACUCAGGAGAUGCUCUAGAGUCUCAUCUAGCCACAACAGAAUUGCCAAGGACAGAAGAAAGUAAAAGAGAGCUAUUGCAAAAGGAAGAACAGAUGGAAGAGAGACACAGGAGAUGCAGACUCCAGGAGCAGCUGGAGAGGUUGCAGCCUCGGCAGUCAGUCACUGGAAAGCAGCCCAUGGCAGAGCAAACUCCAGUUCUGUUCCACAUGGAGGCCUCUUACAUGCCAGAUAUUGACACGUUGCCUAGACCACAGAGCAGGAAAAGUGAGAUGCUGCUUGUGACUGUUUGUCUGUCAAGUUGUGGCCAAGUAGCUACAGAUGAGCAUGGUGAGCAGGUGCCUGGUGUGGUGCUGAGAGCAGCCAACAUUUACCAGGCCCUUGUGACAUGGCUUCUCUCUCUGGUGCCUUCUGUGAGAAUGAAGGAUGGACCCAAAGCUCCGUUCCAGGUGGUCGGGCUGCAGCAGGCCUGGCGAGAGGAUGGCUUGGCCCUAUACGCUUGUCUAGUGCCAGCAGAUGAGUCUUCAGCCCACAACAGCCCCGAGAUGCAGAAGGUAAAAGCUAAAGAAGAUGGAGGAGGGACAUCUGACUUUUACCAGAAGGUUUCUGAGUUUCUGGCCUGUACACAGCUCUCAGAUGUUACCUGCUGGAAGGCAGAACUGGCCAGUCACUUCCAAAACCAGCUGUGUCCACUUCUUCCUGAGAUUCCCUCUGUCCUGCUCAGUGACAUCGCUGCCCUUAAUCCUGAUCCUCAGGCAGUGGAGAAGGUGUUUGCAGUGCCAAAUGGAUUUUACUGGCAGACAGUUGAAACAGAUGAGAAGUACUUCCCCACCAGCAGCACCAUCGAGGCCUGCAGAGACAGACACACUGAGGUUGCCAUGGUACUGCUGUUUGAAACUCUCUUCCAAAGUCCCCCAGCUACCCAUCACAUGUUGCAGCUGGUACUCGCUUCUGGCCUGGAUGUCUGUGGACUGCGCCUGCUCUACCCUCAGCAGGACGUGCUGCUCACUACCUCAGAAAAGCUGCCACCUUCCAAUGCUUCCCAGCCUGGCAACGUGCCACCAGUGCUGGCAUUAGGCCUCAGAGGGCCUCAAGCAUGGAGCACCUUGCAGAGUAUCAUCAGGCCACCCACCCUGCAGCUGCUGAGCGAGAGGAACUGCAGUUCCAGCCACAGCCACAGCUCAAGGGAGCCUCUCCUCUGCCUGCCCUCCCCAGGCAGUGUGCACAGGGAGCUGUGCCUCUGGUUUGGAGGGAGAGCUACUGAGGCAGCCCUGCGUGCUGGUGGCCUGGAUCCAGCCUCACACUGCGACAGAGCAAGCUCUCAGAGUCCUUCCUCAGCUGAGGCAGAAGCAAAGGAAGAGCAGGUUGAUGUCCAGGGCCUGGUGCUGCCUCAGCCUCCAGCAAUGCUUGUCUCAACUACCAAAGGGGAUGUUAUUUUGAUGGUGUCACCUGUGGUAUCUCCUCGUGCAUAUGGUGAUGUGAUAUCAGUCUGUACUCGUCGGGGGUUCAUUCUGCAAGGAAUCAGACAGCUGCAGCUUUCACCCAAGCAAGCUCUUGUGCUGAGCAUGACAGCAAGCCAGGUUGCUGUAUUUUGCCCUAGUGAGAGUUCAAGUUCAGCUGAUAGUUCUGCAGGAGGAGAGCUCUCUGCUGAACCACGUGUGCACUGUCUCAUUUUGCUGCUGAGGAAGGAGAAUGCUAGUCAUCACGUUCCUGCAUUGGUGACAGGACUGGUGAAUGAGUUGGCAAAGCUGGGCCUCCUCAGCAAGGGCCAGGGCAGCCCACGUGCUGGGCUGGAGCCCUCGACCUGCUUCCACGUGGCUCCUUACACCGAGGCCUCGCUGCACACACUCGGAGGAAACCUCAGUGCAGUGCCAGACCCUCGUAACAUCCCUCUGGAUCUUUCCUGCAAUCGGACAUACGCCUGUGAUCCUGAAAUGGAGCAAGUGGUGCUGCUGACGGUGGUUGGAAUGGAUGCUCUGAGGAGUGCAGGACAGCUCCUGCACCAGAUCCUUCUUCCUGAGCACGGUAACCAACCCUGGAGUGCAGAUGGACCCAGAUUGGGGUUUGAGCUCCUGGGUCUCAAGUGGUUGCCCCAUCUCACUCGGUGUCAGGCCAGAGAAGUGACUCCCUUUGAGGUUGGAGAUGUUUCCUGGCGAAGAAGCCUGGAGGUGCUGAUGUCAGAGCCAGCGCUGGUGUGUGCGCUGCGGCGGCCCAACGCCUUCCAGGCUCUCGCAGAUGAACUGAAGAGGUUUACACAGUGCAGGGAGGAGCUAAGCAAAGCUGGCAGCCUUCCACAGGCAGUCAUGGCCUUGACCCCAGAGGUGACAUUCAGACAAGCCAUCCACUUCUUCACAGAGAUGGAUUUUGUGACUGAUGCAGAACAGCGGCCUGCUAUGAGAUACCUGCCACCAGCUGGCAAGAGGCCCCGGGCUGAGGGGGGAGAGCAGCAGAGAUGCCAUGCAGAAUCACUGUUUACCUACUUGCAAGCAGGAGCCCAGAUGCUUUGCACGGUGCUGCUGAUCAAACCUGGUGCCUGGAGCCAUAAUCUUGCAAAGAUCCUCCGAAAACUAGAGCUGGAGAACUUCACGGUGGUUGGGAUGAAGCACGUCAACCUGGCAGCAGGCAUUGCCUCAGGGCUGCUCUCUUCUCAGGUGAAACAGGAUCCUGCUGUUGCAGAAGCUCAUUGCACCUACCUGACCUCGGGCACUGCUCUCGUGCUGUGUCUUCAGAGGCCAAAUGCUGUGAAGAAGCUGAUAGAUUUACUGGGGCCUGAGGAUCCUAAAGCAGCUCAGGCACUAGAUCCGUGCCUUUGGAGGGCUCAGUAUGGCACCAGCACAAUCCAAAAUGGGUUUUAUGGCUCCAAAUCCUACCAAAGAGCUGUGCAGGAUAUGAAGCUGUUUUUCCCAGAAGGGCUGUGCUGUGCUGAGUCUCAGACACUAGAGGAGGAAAAGAUCUGCAACCUGAAACGUGACCCCAUCCUCAGUUUGGAAAUGAAGCAGCAGCGCAAGCUGGUACCACGGGGGAGAGGAGAGCAGCUCUGCGUCCCGGGCUCUGAGCAGCCACCCAGCCUCGACCGGCCGUUGCUCCAUCAGCUCUGCCAAACCACUUGCCUCGUGCUGCCUGAGAUACUCCUUCGGGGUUCAGAGCACCCACCUUACAUCGAGCUGCUUGAUCAGCUUCUUGGCAGGGAUUUCCUGGUGACUGGAGCACGCCUGACUGUCCUGGAUGCCCCACAAGCUCACCGUGUCUCUGAGACACUCUGCAGGGCAGAGCUCGGCGCUGCAGCAAAGUGUCCUCCCAUAGGGAGUGGUGUGUGCCUGGUGCUGGCAGCGCAGCGACACAACGCGCUCCUUGGCUUCGCCUCUCUGCUGGACAGAGUCUGUUGGCAGCAGCAGUCGGCCCUGGACACCACACAGCAUCUCCUCUAUCCCCACACUGAGAAUCAGGCUGAAGAGCUGCUCUGUUGCCUUUUUGACUCCCUGACAUCCGAGAGCAUCCACUGCAUUGAGUGCCAGGAGUGCUGA
Molecule: messenger RNA, 5019 nt
Organism: Colius striatus (speckled mousebird)
Lineage: Eukaryota; Metazoa; Chordata; Aves; Coliiformes; Coliidae
Gene: DNAAF8
Product: dynein axonemal assembly factor 8
Exons: 32
Coding region: 1-5019 (1672 amino acids)
Cellular component (GO): dynein axonemal particle
Molecular function (GO): dynein complex binding
Source: RefSeq, a predicted model, not a curated record